Messenger RNA from Coturnix japonica (Japanese quail), 1317 nucleotides. RefSeq names its product transcription factor A, mitochondrial (gene TFAM). The record is from RefSeq and is a predicted model, not a curated record. Gene Ontology annotation, biological process: regulation of transcription by RNA polymerase II. NCBI's taxonomy places the organism in Eukaryota, Metazoa, Chordata, Aves, Galliformes, Phasianidae.
CAUCCCGUGGUUCCCCGCGGCGGCGGGCGGGCUGCGGCAUGGCGGCGGCGCUGGCGCUGCUGGGCCGGGCUGCGGGCCUCGCCAACGGAGCGCGGCGGCUGCUCGGGGUUUGCGGUGUUGGACGCGCGGCGGAGGCGGGCUGUUGUCGGGCCAUGAGCUCGGCCGAGCGCCCGAAGCGUCCCCUCAGCGCAUAUUUCCGCUUCCUGAGGGACAAGCAGCCGCAGUUCCGCCAGCAGAACCCAGGACUGAACAGCUUGGAGCUGGUGAAGAAGCUGGCAGGUGUGUGGAGGGAGCUGCCGGCCUCGCAGAAGCAGGUUUAUGAGGAGGCGAGGAAGACAGACUGGCGAAAAUACGAAGAGCAAUUGGCUGCGUACAAAGCACAGCUGACUCCAGCCCAGGCUGCAGCUUUGAAAGAAGAAAGGAGAAAACGCCUGGCGAAAAGAAGAUCCUUCAGGAUAAAGAGAGAACUGACUGUGCUUGGAAAACCAAAAAGACCUCGAAGUGGCUUCAACAUUUUUGUAUCAGAAAACUUUCAGCAGAGCAAAGGACUUUCACCUACGGCAAAGCUGAAGCAGUUAUUUGAAACGUGGCAAAAUCUAUCCGCUUCUCAAAAGCAGCCCUACCUGCAGCUCGCUCAAGACGAUAAGGUUCGGUAUCAGAAUGAAAUGAAAUCGUGGGAGGCAAAAAUGAUUGAGCUUGGACGCGAAGACCUGAUACGUUCCAGAGAGCAGCGGCCGAAAAAGAAGACUGACACCAACACUGCCCGGGGAGGCUCCAAAGCUAAGCUACAUGAAAGCCUGGCCAAACUGAAGCUGAAAAAGCCUGAAGAAUAAACGGUUCUGUAUGUAAUGUCUUUAUCCUGCUGUGCUAAUGCUGCAGUCAGGGUGAGGACUGAAGGCUGCAAAACCCUCAAGGCGCCGGAGAGAUUGGAAAGGAGGGUGAUGGGGGAAGAGAAUGGGGUGUCAAUUGGAUCUGAUUGAAUCAUGGCAGGUGUAUAAACUGAGCUGUGUAAUGAGAAUCAGGUAAUCAAGCUGUGAAUGGUGGCACUCACCGACAUCAGCAGAGCUCUCCUACUAUGGUAGAUAGCUUUUGUAACAGGCUUUUUUUUAAUGAAAGCAAGAUUAUUCUACUAUAUUACCACUUCUGUAACUAGGAGCUGAGAUACUGCUGUUUUAUUCCCUCCAUGGUAGUGAUAGACAAGGGAAGCAUUUCAAAUGUGACGUGCCGACUUGUGGUUUGGUCUUUUUUUUGUAUGUAUCACUGCGUGUAUACCACUUCCAUGGUGUUUCAUUAAAGCCCAUAUGAAUUUUGUACAAA